UAGCCAGUCUGAUAUUUUAAUAAUACUGUUCGAAUCUUAAACACACAGAAAUAUUUUAAUAAUCCUGGGAAAGAAAAUUCCUCUUGACCCACACAUGUCUAAUCUAGAAGUAAUAGAAAAAGCAGUUGGUGCACUUUACAAAAUUUUAGCUGACGGCGGAGGCGGAGAAGACGGCAAUCCAACCGACGCCGUUUUAUUCUUCGGCGUAAGUUUAGUGCUCGGAAUUGCCUGCAGGCACGUCUUGCAUGGUACCAGAGUUCCUUACACCGUUGCUCUUCUCGUUAUCGGCAUUGCUCUCGGUUCCUUAGAAUAUGGCACAAAUCUUCAACUCGGAAAAUUUGGUGAUAGCAUUCGUAUUUGGGCGCGUAUCAAUCCUGACCUUCUGUUGGCUGUUUUCCUCCCUGUCCUUCUUUUCGAGAGUUCAUUUUCGAUGGAAAUGCACCAAAUCAAGAAAUGUAUUGCGCAAAUGCUUUUACUUGCUGGUCCAGGAGUUCUGAUCCAAACAUUCUUUCUCGGAUCCAUUCUGAAGUUCAUUUUUCCAUAUUACUGGAACUGGAAUACGUCAUUGUUGCUUGGUGGACUUUUGAGUGCCACUGAUCCUGUGGCUGUUGUUGCUCUGUUAAAAGAGCUUGGUGCAAGCAAAAAAUUGAGUACAAUAAUAGAAGGGGAAUCCUUGAUGAAUGAUGGGAUAUCAAUUGUGAUUUAUCAGUUAUUCUUUAGAAUGAUCCUUGGGGAGAGCUUUAAUGGAGGGAUGAUAGUCAAAUUUCUGACACAAGCCUCACUUGGAGCUGUAGGAAUUGGUGUUGCUUUUGGAAUUGUUUCUGUUCUAUGGCAUGGGUUUAUCUUUAAUGACACAAUGAUAGAGAUUGCACUGACACUUGCUGUGAGCUAUAUUGUGUAUUUCAGUGCUCAGGAGGGUGCCAAUGUUUCUGGAGUUUUGGCAGUAAUGACUUUAGGAAUGUUUUAUUCUGCAGCUGCCAGGACUGCUUUCAAGGGUGAUGGGCAGCAGAGCUUGCACCAUUUUUGGGAAAUGGUCGCUUAUAUUGCAAACACGCUGAUCUUCAUAUUGAGUGGUGUUGUCAUAGCUGAAGGUGUUCUCAACAAUGCUGAUAUCUUUCAUAAUUAUGGAAAUUCUUGGAGCUACCUAUUUCUUCUCUAUGUUUGUGUGCAAGUAUCUCGUUUUAUAGCUAUUGGAGUAAUGUUUCCAUUUCUACGAUAUUUUGGCUAUGGUUUGGAUUGGAAGGAAGCUACUGUUCUCAUAUGGUCCGGAUUGCGAGGGGCUGUUGCCUUGUCACUUGCACUAUCUGUUAAGCGCACUAGUGACAGCUCAACGUACAUCAGUUCUGAUACAGGUACUUUGUUUGUUUUCUUCACCGGCGGAAUCGUAUUCCUGACACUAAUUGUGAAUGGAUCAACUACACAGUUUAUUUUGCAUCUUCUUGAAAUGGAAAAGGUAUCAGCAGCCAAGAAACGCAUAUUGGACUACACAAAAUAUGAAAUGUUGAACAAAGCAUUAGCAGCUUUUGGUGAAGCAGGAGACGAUGAGGAACUUGGACCUGCUGACUGGCAUACUGUCAAAAGAUAUAUUUCAAGCUUAAAUAAUUUGGAAGGAAAAUGUGAGCGCCCUGCUGAACCUGAAGAAGAUCUCGACCCAACAAAUUUAAAGGAUAUACGGAUACGACUUCUAAAUGGAGUUCAAUAUGCUUAUUGGGGAAUGCUUGAUGAGGGAAGGAUAACCCAGAUGACUGCAAAUGCAUUGAUGCAAUCAGUAGAUGAAGCAAUUAAUAUGACUUCCCAUGAGACUUUAUGUGAUUGGAAGGGAUUAAAGGAUAACGUUAAUUUCCCGAGUUAUUACAGGUUCCUUCAAGCAAGCAUUGUCCCACAGAAACUCGUUACUUACUUUCUCGUAGGGAGACUGGAAUCUGCAUGUUACAUUUGUGCUGCAUUUUUACGUGCACACAGAAUUGCACGACGGCAAUUACAUGACUUUAUAGGUGAAACUAAAGUUGCUUCCUUAGUCAUUAGUGAAAGUGAGGCAGAAGGAGAAGAAGCAAAACAAUUCCUAGAAGAUGUCCGUUCUACAUUUCCCGAGGUUUUGCUCAUUGUGAAAACCAGACAAGUAACUUAUUCAGUUCUGAAUCAUUUAAGUGAUUAUCUCCAAAAUCUUGAAAUGGUUGGGCUGUUAGAAGUAAAGGAGAUGCUUCACCUUCGCGACUCUGUCCAAACUGACUUGAAAAGGCUUCUAAGAAAUCCUCCCAUAGUAAAGAUUCCCAAUUUAACUGAUUUAAUUAACAUGCAUCCUUUGUUGGGGGCACUUCCAUCUACAGUACGUGAACCGCUUGAAGGUUCUAGCAAAAGAACUAUGAAAUCACGUGGUGUGCCACUAUAUAAAGAGGGCUCCAAGCCAAAUGGCGUUUGGCUUAUUUCUAAUGGUGUUGUCAAGUGGAGAAGUAACAGCAUAAGGAACAAGCACUCUUUGCACCCAACUCUUACACAUGGAAGCACAUUGGGGAUAUAUGAAGUGCUUGUAGGGAAGCCUUACAUCUGUGACAUGAUAACAGACUCUCUGGUACUCUGCUCUUAUAUUGAAAGCGACAAAAUACUCUCAGCUCUAAAGUCAGACCCUGCAGUGGAAGACUUCCUGUGGCAGGAAAGUGCCAUCAUACUGGCCAAAAUUUUGCUUCCUCAAAUGUUUGAAAAUAUGUCUAUGCAAGAUAUAAGGGCUCUUGUUGCAGAAAGGUCAAUAAUGAACACAUACGGAAGAGGCGAAACAAUUGAAGUACCUCACCAUUCUGUUGGCUUUCUGUUAGAAGGAUUUGUAAAGGUCCAUGGCUUUCAAGAAGAAUUGAUUACAUCACCUGCAGCAUUGUUGACUCCACAUAGAAAUCAAAGCUUUACAGCACAAACUCAAAAUAUUCAGAAUGAAAAAAUAACAGGUUCCAGGACAGCCGGUUUCUCUCACAAUAAAACAUUAUAUCAAGUUGAGACGAGAGCAAGAGUGAUAAUUUUUGACAUUGCAGCAUUGGAAGUUGAUAUUGCUCUACAAAGAAAAUCUUCUUCUUUCAUAUCUCAUACAGGUGAACAUCCCCAUAGAUAUGGACGCAGAGAUCAUACUCUAAUGAGUUGGCCUGAAAAGUUCUACAAGAAAGAAUCACAUGAGCAGAAUCUUAAUAAUAGACAAACAAAAAGCUUGUCUGCAAGAGCAAUGGAGCUGAGCAUUUAUGGUAGUAUGGUUGAUGUGAAACAGCGAACCAACGCUUCUUCAGGCAAUCUAGUUGACCGGUCAAACAGCAUAUAAUUUUCAAGAACCGCUACAUCAUUUCGUGGUCUUCCUCUUCUUUCUGUUAAAUCAGAAGGAAUUGCUACUCUAAAAAGGAACCUACAGGUGCGAAACAUGACAUGGAAAAUUCCGGCAAUUCUAUAAAUUUAUAAGUCCACAGCAGAGUACUACCAAAUGAGGGUCAUCUUAGUGAUGGAUCUGGUGCUAAAGAUGAGCUUGUAGUCAGAAUCCGACUCAUCAAGCAAUCUUUCUUUCCAGCAUGCUUCUUAAAUCUGAAUUAUUGACUAUCCCAAUUGUAACUAUUUAUAUGAAUUUUGAUACUCCUAUUUUAGACAUCAAUGUGUAUAUGCUAUAUCGUUGCGUUUUGGCAAUGUUGCACUAUUUAUAAUCUAUAGCGUUUUAGGGGUUAAUCUAACUAUGCUUUACCUUGAGAUUUGAUUGUAUUUUUCAAUUUCUCAGAUAUAAUUGUGCUUACUCUUCAAUAUAUGAUUGCUAUUUAAUGGUUUUCUUUUUA
This is a messenger RNA of Mercurialis annua (annual mercury), 3794 nucleotides long. Its product is annotated as sodium/hydrogen exchanger 8-like. Gene Ontology annotation, molecular function: sodium:proton antiporter activity. Gene Ontology annotation, cellular component: membrane; chloroplast envelope. The transcript is spliced from 23 exons. Gene Ontology annotation, biological process: proton transmembrane transport. Lineage: Eukaryota; Viridiplantae; Streptophyta; Magnoliopsida; Malpighiales; Euphorbiaceae. The record is from RefSeq and is a predicted model, not a curated record. The coding region runs from base 95 to 3298 and encodes 1067 amino acids.